Arabidopsis thaliana (thale cress) is the source of this 658-nucleotide messenger RNA. Its product is annotated as Ubiquitin-like superfamily protein. Gene Ontology annotation, cellular component: cytoplasm; nucleus. The record is from RefSeq and is marked reviewed. The coding region runs from base 314 to 658 and encodes 114 amino acids. The transcript is spliced from 4 exons. Lineage: Eukaryota; Viridiplantae; Streptophyta; Magnoliopsida; Brassicales; Brassicaceae.
CAUCCUUGGGUUAAAAACGACGAGGGGUUUGCAAAAGAAACACUGAGCAUAUCAAAACCCAAAAGCAGCCACCACGUGAGUGGGAGAGAGACAGUUGAGCCACCAUUGUUUAUUGUUGUCCCCUUCGUACUGUCACCGGAGCAGUCGUAGCCAAUCUUCGAGGCGGUUAAGGAUCUUUACUGUAGAGCCGUCCACUUCGCCGUUUGAGCCGCCAAGCCGAGUGAUCGGUCAUGAUCUGUACUGUACUGUUCUUGUUUAUUUCUGUGUAUUCAUUUAUUGAGAACUGAAAUAUCUGUUCAGACCGGUUGAGAUAAUGUCAACAACGAGCAGAGUUGGAAGCAAUGAAGUGAAGAUGGAAGGGCAAAAGCGUAAAGUUGUGUCGGACCCAACUCAUGUUACUCUGAAAGUUAAGGGUCAGGACGAAGAAGAUUUUAGAGUGUUUUGGGUGAGAAGGAAUGCUAAGCUGCUUAAAAUGAUGGAACUUUACACCAAGAUGAGAGGCAUCGAGUGGAACACAUUUCGCUUUCUAUUUGAUGGCUCGAGGAUUCGAGAGUAUCAUACACCUGAUGAGCUGGAGCGUAAGGAUGGAGAUGAGAUUGAUGCAAUGUUAUGUCAACAAAGUGGUUUUGGCCCAUCUUCUAUAAAAUUUAGAGUUUGA